AUGCGUCUAUCAGGCCUGCAGAAGGAAGUGCUGGCGCUGUAUCGCCAGUGCCUUCGCGAAUGCAGAAAGAAGCCUCAGGGACAAAAGAACACCCGCGCUCACUUUGAAAAGUUUGUGAGGGACGAAUUCGCACGCAACAUUGCCGUCGAAAAGCGCGACUUUGCGGCCAUUGAGUUCCUGCUCCGCAAAGGCCAUCGGCAGCUCGACGUCUACUCUUCACCUGGUAUCAAGGAUAUCAGGCAGCGCCCAAAAUCUCGUGUCAUUAUUCUUUCAAAGCGUUCGAGCCGGGCGCAUACGCCGAUUCGAAAGGCCUCUCCCCCUAUGACAUCUCCUGGAUCAGUAUAUAGCAGUGAUACUGGGCCGGUUUCUGAGCAGCCCUAUACUGAAAUGCCACCCAAAGAGACGCAUAAAUCGCCUCCAGACGUUGGUCGCCGCGACCAGCCCUACAUUCGCUCUGCCUAUGAUGUGGGAACCGCCUUCCGAGGCGUCAGUAUGAAAUCUCUCGACGGAGCAUCUUCUCUCGACCAAUCCUGGGUUCCAUCUGAACCAUCAGUUGAUUUGGAUUCAUUCCCAUUGCCUCCGCCAAAGAACCCUCCGCAGCAGUCUGAAUACAGCGUCAAUCCUUUGAGUAUUGCUGCGAAGCCAUCACGAAGCCAUGCAUCCACGCUUCAAAACCCCGGGACAUCCACAUGCUUUGCAAGGGCCGGCUUUUCGCCCCCUCCAGUUAGACGGAAGGCUCACAUGCGCAUGCAUAGAAGCCCUCGUUCGUCACAUGGCUUGCUUCUUGAUGGCGUGGCUGAUUUUGCGAGCGCGUCGAAGCAUACGUCCAUCGACUCUGCUCUUGUGGAAGCCAUCUCGCGAAGCGUGUGCCAGCAACUGCGACUCUUUUCAGCCAGAUCAAAGAAUAACCAGGAAAGAAGCUUCUCACGGCCAUUCAGAGAGGCAUCACACAGCCAACAGUCAGAUCAGUCAGACAAGUUCGCAGGACGACAUGGACAAUCCCGGCGGACUAAGCAUUUGUGGCAGCAAACGAAUCCACCAGCAACACCAACAAAGUCUAAUAUAUCGUUACGUACAGUAUCCCCAUUGAUGCCCUUUCGUCCAGAGUUUAAGGCAGCAGGAUUAGCAGUGACAUCAAAGGACCAGAAGCGUGGCUUUCCCGCCUAUAUUGCAAGACUCAUGUCAACAAGAUCAACCCAGAAACGUGCCAACCGCUCCGGUAGCAAGCACCACGCAAAAGUGCCAAAAUUCGAUGGUUUCGAAGAAGAGGACUCCAGCGGGAGCUCAAUGAGCCAGAUCUCAUUUGCCCCUUCACAAGACAUGGAUGAGUGGAGGGACUCGCCUCCAACGCCUCCUCCUAAGCCCACGCCACUUGUAAUCCCUCGACGAAGUGACCGGGAGAACAGAACUCGCCCCAGAGCCGAUUCAAGCCCACGAAGCCCACGCCAGAAAAGUUUUGGGGCCCGAGAUGCGUUUAACUCACAGUCAAGACAGCCGACAAAGCCGACGGCCCAUUGUCACGGCGGGUGUUACGACGGCGAACCAUGUUCAAAGGAGCAGAUUCGUAUGCAGCCGCGAGCCAAGAGGGCGCAGACAACCCAAAAUCCCCCUACUCGUCAUUUGAAUUCACGAGAGGACCAGACAACCCGACGACCGUAUCAAAGUCUCCCUACUCAGAGAUUCAACAGAGGGCUAUCAGAAGGAACUCGGUUCAAAACAGAUAUCAAGUCAAGCCAGCCUCGCCCAAGUUUUGAUCCUGAUCAUGUUGGAGUAUGCUGCAGAAGCGGUCGCGGCGCCACAUCUCAAGCGAAUGCCCCUCCUAAUAUUCCCACAAGAACGUCUUCAAUCCGAGAGAGCGCUUCAGCCUCGGAAGAUGACCUCGAAGGCGAUGACGGCGAUAUCGUUGAUCGAGAUGUGCUUCGGGGUUUGCAUAUUGUAGCAUCGGCAGCUUGUGACGAAGAAGUAGAUGCCUUCGUGCGUAACAGAACGGGUCUGCGGCUGCGGCGAUUUCUGGCAGACUUGAAGGUGCUGGAGACGCUUCGCGAUAUCCAACCCGUCGAGGGUCUUGGUCCUGGCGCGAGGCGGAGGAGGUCAAACAUGAGGCAAUUGAAGCGGCAGGUUCGUCGGUUUCGGGACGCAAGAGAAAGUGUGAUGGCUGCUUAA
Molecule: messenger RNA, 2163 nt
Organism: Trichoderma breve
Lineage: Eukaryota; Fungi; Ascomycota; Sordariomycetes; Hypocreales; Hypocreaceae
Product: complex 1 protein (LYR family) domain-containing protein
Exons: 6
Coding region: 1-2163 (720 amino acids)
Biological process (GO): mitochondrial respiratory chain complex II assembly
Cellular component (GO): mitochondrion
Source: RefSeq, a predicted model, not a curated record